ACCCACACCAACAGGCGGCGGUGCUAAACCACUGAGACACAUCGCGAACAGAUGCGCUCAGUAUUACAGAAUUAUAACUGAUUUACUAUUUCUGAAUGAAUUACAUGUGGUUUAUCUCCUAGCACCGUGAGUGAGGGAUGAGCUGAGCUCCAGUGCUGCUACAACAACGGCUCCUCUGGUCUAACCGGCGUCAGGCAUGUUGUUCAGGAUGGUAAAACUCAGACUGCUCAACACUAUUGCACCAGCAUACUUCUACACGGCAACCGUGGUCACAUUCGCCCUCCACUUCCUCCUCUUCAUGCCCACUGUAUUCCAAAGGCAAGAUGUGAUGUUAAACCCCACCAUGCUGGCCCACAUUGCCGUCUUUCUAUUCUUCAUGGGGAACGCAUUGGGUAAUUACACAAUGACUAUACGGUAUCCAUCUGAGAGUGCCAACGAGACGGUUAUUCCAGUCUGUUCACCUGACUGCCCAGACAGAAUUGACGCACACUACCUCCUGAAUGGACGCCACUUCUGUAAAGUGUGUAAGAAAGUGAUUCUAAAACGGGACCACCACUGCUUUUUCACAGGAAACUGUAUUGGGAAUAGGAACAUGCGCUACUUUAUUAUGUUCAGCAUCUAUACAUCCUGCUGUUGUCUGUAUUCAUUGGUAAUUGGGGUGGCGUAUCUUACGAUGGAGUACUCCAUUUCCUUUGAGAACCCACUGACAUUCCUCACUCUUCUUCCACUGACAACAGGCUACUUCUUCCUUGGUUUGAUUUCAGGUCUCCAGUUCUUUCUGGUUGUAAUGCUGUACGUCUGGCUGGGUAUCGGACUAGUGAGCUCCGGUUUCUGCUGUCAACAGCUUCUACUUGUAGCCCGAGGGCAGACCUGGUGUGAGCUGCAAAAAGGGUAUUUGUCGGAGAGUCGCGGUACCUGGCGUGCCAACCUGACUGAUGUUUUUGGUUCCCGUUGGGCUCUGGGCCUUUUCCUGCCAGUUCAGACUGUUGAGACUGUACCUGGAAACUGGCAGGUCUACCAUGAUCACAAACAUGACUGAAAAGCCUAUCAGUGUGUUUAUUAUAAUUUGACCCGUGUGGACCAGACAUUAUGUGUGAUAAGGGCUUCAGUUCAUAAGACUUGUAUAAGCCUAAGCAACUGAUCUACCUUUUUAGUGGAUUUCUGUCAUCACUGCGCAAAUUAGGAGAGCGUUAUGUCACAAAGAUGUGGUAACCCCCAUAUCUAUGUCCAUCAGCACUGUACUGAAACUCAAUUUCAGCCCUAGUUCAGGGCAGCAGUGAUUAGCUGCGGUAACAUCAGAGAAGGAGGCCAAGAUUAAAAGAUGGAUGGGUUUACAAAACAACGCACACUAGGUAAUCAGCACACUAUUACACAAGUGGCCUGCUAAAUUGUGGGUGACUUUUACUUUAGUUAGAAUUUGAAUUUAAUUAGGAAUUUUUGCAUUGUAAUUUAAAUUGAAAUUCAAAAAAAUUAAAUACAGGUAAUGCAUUGUGGGAAAUGAAGUGUUCUUCCACCCUGGUCCACAAAAUGUAUUAAAUAUGACAAAACUACAUACUUAAAAUAAACAUACAAAGUACACCGCCCUUCAAAAGUUUCAAUACUUUUAUUCAGCAAGGAUGCAUUAAAGGGUUAGUUCACCCAAAAAUGAAAAUUCUGAUCACCCUCAUGUCGUCCACACCCGUAAGACCUUCGUUCAACUUUGGAAAACAAAUUAUGAUAAAA
This is a messenger RNA of Ctenopharyngodon idella (grass carp), 1722 nucleotides long. RefSeq names its product zinc finger DHHC-type palmitoyltransferase 22 (gene zdhhc22). The transcript has 3 exons. Gene Ontology annotation, molecular function: palmitoyltransferase activity. The record is from RefSeq and is a predicted model, not a curated record. Bases 197 to 1039 code for a protein of 280 amino acids. Gene Ontology annotation, biological process: protein palmitoylation. NCBI's taxonomy places the organism in Eukaryota, Metazoa, Chordata, Actinopteri, Cypriniformes, Xenocyprididae. Gene Ontology annotation, cellular component: Golgi apparatus.